GUCAAAAAUUUAGUAGCAGUAUUUUAGGAGGCCUUUGUUGUCGUGUUUUUUCAGGUUCUUUUGUUUUUCCGUUGAUCGUUGGUUCCACUCAGUUUCACCAUAACCCGUGGACUUUGAAAAUUGAAAAUUCUAUAGCCACUUCCGCGACUGACUCAAACGCUGCAUUUUCUUUUUUCUUUCAGGGAACCAUCCACCCAUAACAACAAAAUAACAACAGCAAGCUGUGUUUUUUUUUAUCAUUCUUUUUCUUUAAACAAGCACCCCCAUCAUGGAAUCGUGCUCAUAACGCCAAAAUUUUUCGUUUCCCUUUCAUUUUUAGUUUCUUUUGCGGAAUUGGCAGUUGGGGGCGCAAUUGAAUGAUGGGUCUGUUGACGAAUCUUCGAGGCUCGAGAACAGAUGGUGCCCAACAAGAUAGCUUACCCGUUUUGGCUCCGGGUGGCAACCCAAAGAAGAAAUGGAGCAAUCUAAUGCCUCUUGUUGUUGCCCUUGUGGUCAUCGCGGAGAUCGCGUUUCUGGGUAGGUUGGAUAUGGCCAAAAACGCCGCCAUGGUUGACUCCCUCGCUGACUUCUUCUACCGCUCUCGAGCGGUUGUUGAAGGUGAUGAUUUGGGGUUGGGUUCGGUGGCUUCUGAUCGGAAUUCUGAAUCGGAUAGUUGUGAGGAAUGGUUGGAGAGGGAGGAUGCUGUCACGUAUUCGAGGGACUUUUCUAAAGAGCCUGUUUUUGUUUCUGGAGCUGACCAGGAGUGGAAGUCGUGUUCGGUUGGAUGUAAAUUUGGGUUUAGUGGGGAUAAGAAGCCAGAUGCCGCAUUUGGGUUACCUCAACCAAGUGGAACAGCUAGCGUUCUGCGAUCAAUGGAAUCAGCAGAAUACUAUGCUGAGAACAAUAUUGCCAUGGCAAGACGAAGGGGAUAUAACAUUGUAAUGACAACCAGUCUAUCUUCGGAUGUUCCUGUUGGAUAUUUUUCAUGGGCUGAGUAUGAUAUGAUGGCCCCAGUGCAGCCGAAAACUGAAGCUGCUCUUGCAGCUGCUUUCAUUUCCAAUUGUGGUGCUCGAAAUUUCCGGUUGCAAGCUCUUGAGGCCCUUGAAAAAUCAAACAUCAAGAUUGAUUCUUAUGGUGGUUGUCACAGGAACCGUGAUGGAAGAGUGAACAAAGUGGAAGCCCUGAAGCACUACAAAUUUAGCUUAGCGUUUGAAAAUUCGAAUGAGGAAGAUUAUGUAACUGAAAAAUUCUUCCAAUCCCUUGUUGCUGGUAUGGAUAUGUAUAUAUUGUAUCUCUGUUCUCUUGCCUUUCUAUAUAUACAAAACAUUUAUUAAUAACACUAGUUCAUGGGCUACACAAACAUUUUAGUUUGGCUCUUACAUCCCAUCUGAUUUUCUUUUUACAUCUACAAUUUUCUGUUGAAAUAGAAUUGAAUGCUCAAUUUUGAGUAAGUUCAGCAAAAUUAAGGACGAUAAAAAGUUCACAACUAAAUUCAGGAAAAUAUUUCUUGAACAUAAAAUUUAGACAACAAAUCAUUGUUCCUUUGGUUUUAUGCCGAUUUUUAGAGAUGUAUUUAUAUGGAAAAGAUAAAGUUAAAAAAACUUAUACUGUCAAUUUUUUAUAAUCAAAUAAUGAAAUUCUUAAAUUUAUUGAUCAACUAGUCCUUUUUACGGUUGUAGGCUGGUGUAGACAUUCUUUAGUUGCAAUCAAUCAUCUUAACUCUUACAUAAUGCUCUUUGAAAUUUUCACACUUGAAUAUGAUCCUCUAUCAAUGUCUUGAGUUCAUUGCUUCAAACUAAUUGCCAACGAUACUGGUAUUUCAAUCUGCUUCAGGUAUCCAAUACAUAGUUGGUACCAAUAUACUGAUACUAUGUAUUUAUGAUUUCAAGCCUUUAAAAAAUUACAAAAACUUAAUAGAAAUUCAUACAAGACAUAGAUGCAAUUAUAAUAUUUAUAAUAUAGGAACAUUGAAGCUUUGUCCCUUGACGGAUUUAAGAAGGGAAGAUGUAUUCUAUUUCUGUUUUUGGACAAUAGAGAGUGAUUUAUGAUAACAAAGGUUUAUAAUUUUUAUUCUUUUAGUAAUUUCCUAGAAGUGUGUUUUUAAAAUGGAUUUGCAGAAUUGCAAUUAUAUAUUUUAUGAACUUUUAUAUAUCUUUAGAUAUACAUAAUGUAUUGAUGUAGUGUAUGAGAUACACAUUGUGUCUGUGUGCAUCAUAAACUGGCAAUAUACUCAGCAUUUGUGAAUGAACAUUGAAAUGAUGAACCGAACUUAAAAUAGUGUGCAAGGUACACUUGGUGAUAGUGUACUGUUGGCAUAAAUUCAAGAAAUAUACUGAGUGAAGUGGAAAUUUACAAAAAUUUCCUGAAAGACAAUUUUUUCUCUAACACGUGAUAAUAUAUUAAUGUGCAACCAAGUCAUAUUCUUGUAUUCUGGGAUGCUUCAACAUGAAAAAUGCAUUUCCAUAUAAACUUAACGGAAUGGGGUCUGGUUUCUCAAAUUUUGCACAA
Molecule: messenger RNA, 2487 nt
Organism: Vigna umbellata (rice bean)
Lineage: Eukaryota; Viridiplantae; Streptophyta; Magnoliopsida; Fabales; Fabaceae
Source: RefSeq, a predicted model, not a curated record